CCAUUUUUUCCAUCGCUCUCCCCUCUCUCCUCUCCUCUCCUCUCUCUCCAUCCUCAUACACACACACUCUCUCUCUCUUUUCGCCGCUCUUCUUUCUCAAAAAAGCCAUGAAGGCGAUCCCGCGAUCCAUCUUCGCCUCCGUGCCAUCUUUGUAUUAUUUCUAAUUAGUUUUGAAUUUAUUAUUAUUUUUUGCUCAGUGAUUUUUGUUGUUGUUGUUGUUGUUGUGUGUGGAUGACGAAGGCGCCGGAUGAAGACAUUCUUUUGCCCCAGCGGAGUCUCCCAUGUGUAACCCCGGCUCUUCCCGAUGUGAUCCGCACUGAGCGCCGCCGCCAGCCACCAUGUCUCGCCGCAAGCAAGGGAAACCUCAGCACUUAAGUAAACGGGAUUUCUCGCCAGCCGACCCCCUGUCCACGGCAGUUGUCUCGUCGGAGGAGUUGUCAGAGCGCUGCUCGGAGCAUUCGGAGGGGAGCAGCAGCCUAAAUGGGCACCGCUCAGGCUCGACAUUAGGCCGGCUAUCGCGACCGGGUCACGACCCCCACCACUCUCCGGAACAGGACCUGCUGACCUGCGGCCAGUGCCAGGCCACAUUCCCCUUGGCGGACAUCCUGCUCUUCAUUGAGCAUAAGAGGAAGCGAUGCAACGGCCCCCCCUGUCUGAGUGUGGGACGAGGCCUAGACAAGCCCCCCUCACCCUCCCCGGGCCUGGCCCUGACCCCGUCUCCGGCCUUGAGCUCUCUGCGCAGUCGAAGGCCCGUGGAAGUCGGCAUCCAGGCUACACUGGCGGACGACGACGACGAGCGCUUUUUGUCACCUAGAGGAAUCUGCCCCAAACAGGAGCUCCUCCCAGGAAAAGAAGAACCGACAACCUACACGUGCACUACAUGUAAGCAGUCAUACGGCAGUGCCUGGUUUCUGCUGCAGCACGCCCAGAACUCUCACGGUUUCCGUAUCUAUCUGGAGAGUGAACAUGGUAGUCCUCUCACCCCACGAAUGGGUGGGCCUUCCUCCCUGGGUGGGGGUGCAGAUUGCCCUUCUCAUCCUCCACUUCAUGGCCUCCAUCUGCCUCCUGAUGCUAGUCCUUUCAAUCUCCUUCGGAUCCCAGGCUCAGGCUCAGGGGGUAGGGACAGUGUGGGAGCAGGAAGUACACUUGGGGUUGGUGGUGGACUCCAUCAUCAGCGUUUUCCUCCCACACCACCUAUCUUUAGCCCACCUCCAAGGAACCACCUCGACCCCCACCACCUGAGCCCAGAGGAACUGGCGCUGGCAGCCCACCACCCGAGUGCCUUUGACAGGGUGCUGCGCCUCAAUCCUCCUCUUCCCAUGGAGCCCCCUCCAACAAUGGAUUUCUCACGGCGACUACGGGAACUGGCGGGGAACACCUCAGGGUCCACUCCCCCUCUAUCCCCCAGCCGGCCUGGUCCCAUGCAGCGCUUACUCCAGCCAUUCCAGACAACUGUGGGAAGCAUAGGUACAGGAGGUGGAGGGGGUAACAAAACUCCAUACCUUGCAACCCCACCACCUCUGCCAGGAUCCAUGCAGUCCCCUGUGGGUUCUCAGACCAAUCCUACCACUCCUCUUCCCUCUACAGGGGCAACACCGUCGUCCAACACGCCGAUGAAAUCAAAGUGUUGUGAGUUUUGUGGAAAAGCAUUUAAGUUUCAGAGUAAUCUAAUAGUGCACCGGCGCAGCCACACAGGAGAAAAGCCGUACAAAUGCCAUUUGUGUGACCAUGCCUGCACACAGGCAAGUAAGUUGAAGCGCCACAUGAAAACUCACAUGCACAAAUCCUCCUCGCCAAACACAGGAAAGUCAGAAGAUGGACUUUCAACUGCUUCCUCUCCAGAGCCAGGUACCAGUGAACACAUGGGAAGUGCCAGCAAUGCCCUUAAAUCAGUGGUGGCCAAGCUGAAAUGUGAAAACAACAGAAUGCUACGUGAGAAUGGAGAGGAAGAGGAGGAAGAAGAAGAAGAAGAAGAGGAGGAGGAAGAAGAGGAGGAAGAAGAAGAGGAAGGAGAGGAGGAGGAAGUUCACAAUGGGGAGAGGGUAGCUCGACGAAACAAUAGCUACCACUUUGGCUUGAACCUUGAAACUGCACGUCCGCAUGAAAACAAUGGAGGUAUUGGAACCCGACUUGGUGGAAUGACUGAUGAGGGGUCCAUUCCACGUUCACUCCCUGAGGUAAUGCAGGGAAUGGGUCUUGCUGCUAGCAUGCAGCAUUUCACCGAAGCACUCAAUGCACACAAAAGGAACGCCAUUGCCCAGGAGAACCACCUCCACCACCACCUAAACAGGGGACAUCCACAAAAUCGGGAGAUGUGCGAUUCCAACUCAGUGUCAGAAACAAAUCAUGGCGAGGAGGGCUCACUUUCAACUGUAAACGGACGUGGAGCAUCUCCCAAUGAAUCUGCCUCUGUCUGCCUUUCUAAAAAACUGCUUUUGGGUAGCCCAAGUCCACUUAGUCCUUUUUCCAAACGUAUCAAGCUGGAAAAAGAAUUUGACCUGCCCACUCCCACAAUCCCGAACACAGAGAACGUCUAUUCGCAGUGGCUUGCUGGCUAUGCUGCUUCUCGACAGCUCAAGGAUCCUUUUCUGAACUUUGGAGAUUCCAGACAAUCGCCCUUUGCCUCUUCGUCCGAGCAUUCCUCAGAGAACGGCAGCCUGCGGUUCUCAACCCCUCCUGGGGAACUCGAUGGUGGGAUGUCAGGUCGCAGCGGUACAGGAAGUGGGGGUAGCACACCUCAUCUUGGGGGUCCUGGGAGGCCGAGCUCCAAGGAUGGUCGAAGGAGUGAUACUUGCGAGUACUGUGGCAAGGUAUUUAAAAACUGUAGUAAUCUGACUGUGCACCGCCGCAGUCAUACAGGGGAGAGGCCAUACAAGUGUGAGCUGUGCAAUUACGCUUGUGCCCAGAGCUCCAAACUUACUCGUCACAUGAAAACCCACGGUCAGGUGGGCAAGGAUGUAUACAAGUGUGAAAUCUGUCAGAUGCCCUUCAGUGUGUAUAGCACCUUGGAGAAACACAUGAAAAAAUGGCACAGUGACCGUCCAUUGAGUACAGAAAUAAAGUCAGAGUAGAAAGCUGAACAAUGGGACCUUUUCCCUGCAGCUGUCUGCCAUUAGCUCCCUGUUUAUUUCUCGACUCUUGCAGUUUUUGCCCCAAAUCCCAAACUCCACUUUCACCAGGCUGGUGGAAAGUUAAGACCAUGUAUCCCACACCAGGACACCCCCGUAUUCAUUAUCCAUUGAAUGCAUGAUCUGUAUCGGGGCAAUACUCUAGCAUUGAGGCAAAACUUUGAGCCUUUUUCUUGUGCAAUAAAUUACAUGUUGUGUACUAUUUUAUUUUUUUAGUUUUGCAUUUUCAUUUCAAAGAAUUUGUCAGCAUGCAUAGUAUGUUUUUGGUAAUCAAAAACAACAAAAAAAAAGAAAUGAAAAAAGAAAAGAACUUGUCCCUGGUUAGUUACUUGUUUAGUAAAUGUGUUGCUGUUUUCUCUUGUUAUGUUUUCUUUCUUUUUAUUCUUCAAAAAGAGAAAAGACAAGAAAGAUACAGUAUACCCAAGCUGCAUAUACCCUGUAAAACAUAUCAUGUACAGUUUUGUGUUGUUACAUGGAAAAUGACCCUCUUUUGGAACCCCUGGAAAUGCACUUACCCGGAUCUUUCUAAAAGAUGCCAUGUUCACACAGGGUUCCAAUAAAGUACUGCAUUGGUUUGAUAAUUAAAUGGAUAAUUUUAACGGCAGUCAAAUUUCAAUAACGCAAGGGUGUGCAAAGACUUUCAAAAUCGUACUAUCAUUUGGUAGAGUAAGAAAGAGUGCCUUUGAUAUUUUAAGACUACAUUGGCCAUAAUCUUAUCUGGAAUAAGUUUGGGGGCCCCAUUAGGCUGUUGAAACCAUCAAGAAAAGGUCCUUGCAUCAAGCACCUGCCUGGCCCAAUGGUCUGUGAACACCUCCCAAUCAAUGAUUCUGUUCCUAGUUAAUGACAAUUUCGCUACCUAAUACAUGCUCAGUGGUCUUAUCUUCAGUAUGUGGCUUUCAAAAGGAGCAUGGUAUGACCAGUAAAGUGGAUAUCUCAAUUUGUGUAGUUCUGUUUCUGUUAAGGAGCUACUUUUGAGGGGAAAAAAAUGGUAAUCUGUAGUAUACAAUCCUGAAUCUGAGGGGAUACCAGUGAUAAUUUUUCUGAGUUAGCACAAACCUGCUACAUGCUUUCAUUUCUGAUGUGUUAAACAGCACGUUAAGUAAUACAUGACCUUUAAUAUUGACUUGAGAGCAUUGAAAUACCUUGACCCUAGACAGAGAGAACGUUACGACAAACUUGAAAAUCCAUACGUGUGAGGGGACUAGAGGCAAUUACUUCUUCAUUUCUUCAAAACAGGGUUUGUAACAAUGAUCUCCAGCAAAAUAAAUUGGAAAAAAAAGAAAUCCAUCAAUACGCAGUGGUUCUUAAAAAGAUCGAAAUGUGAUUUUAAUCAGUAUGCAUAGGCUAAAGGAGAGCACAUACUUUUUUUGCUUUGAAACCGAAGAGGAGAUAUCUUUAUAAGCUGUUAUGAGUCAAGCACUUGUCAUUCAACCUGGAAGUACUAUCAGGGCUAUUACUUUGUACCACACAUUUGCAAUGGUGGACAGGCUGGAGUUGAAAUACUACAUUGUCAAUUAAAAGACAUGAAGUGCACUGUUUCAAAUUCCAAAAUAAAGUUUACACUGAAGGGGGGGGGGGGGGUCCCACUGGUUCACCCCUUGCCAUUUUACAUUUGACCAUUUGUCAAUGUGAUACCUCGAAAAUCCCAGGUGUCUACUGGGUCAAGAAAAAUCACUCUUUCAAGAAGGUCUGUACAUUAAAUGUACAGCUCUCAGAGAUUGUUUUAAAAAGGACUCUAGGUCCACUGGCAGCUUUAGUCCUUAAUGAUGACUUUGGUGAAGAGCUGCAUUGUUUCAUUCUUGCCAUCAAUGUCUUGGAUAAUCGAUUGAAUUUGUCGGCUGGACAAUAAACACUCAAAUGUUGUUGUUCACAUUUUUGUAUAAAUGUUCCUGUAAUUAUAGGUAUGGAAAUAAACAUUCUUUUGUUUCGGAAAUGACACUUCACUGUCUUUUAGGGGAAACUGUUAAGUUUGUUGUCGUUUCUCUUUUCCUCAGCGUCUUGGUGAUGUUCAAGACACCGAUCACAGUAUAUAUGACAUGAUAACAUAGAAAAGAAAAAUUAAACAAAAAAAUUCUGUGAUGGUUUUGUAUUUUAUUCUGCCUUGGCUCUUCACAGCUCUUCAGGUUGAAAUACAAUUUGCAUUUGGGAAAUGACUAAGAUUAUAUAUGAGAAUAUAAAGAACAUAAAAUAUAGGAAAAUGCACAUACAUGUCAAUUCCUAUGCUUAAACACAUUUAUGGUUGAUUUUUCUGUAUUUCUAGAACUGUAUUUGAAUUCAAUGUUCACUUAGAGUAGGCACUAUAGUAUUUAUAUUGAGGCUCGUAUUUUUAACUGUUGCUUGUUCUCUCUCAAAGGUACCAUACCUUUUUUGGUAGUGGAAAAAAUCCCAAACUGCCACGGUAUAUUUUUUUAAUUUGGCAGGAUAAUAUAGUGCAAAUUAUUUGUAUGUUUAAAGAGAUAAAAUGAAAAACUCAAUACAAAAAAUAAAAAACGGUAAAAGCGCGUGGCAUUGGGAGGCUAUAGGUCAUAUGAUGGCCGCUCCUCUCUUCCCUGUCCGCAGAGGUCGUUGUACAUAUCUUCUUUGGUUUUUGGUUCCGACCCUCCUUCCAUCCUGCUGCCAUUCUUGUAUGCAGUAAUACAAGCUGACAUUGGCCUGUUCUAUUGUGUGCUUCUGUUUCUCUGACCUACCUGACAACAUUCCAACAAGUAGAGAGAAAAAAAAAAAAAUAUGCAGUACACGCCGUACAAAAAAAAAGUAUCAAAAUAAAUAUGUUAAAAAAAAUUCAAUGUUUUGCUUUUUUUUUCAUUGCCAAAUACAAAAUGGUGCUUUAUAUUUAGAUUGGGUAUACUUUCAUAUGCUAAGCAUAUUUAAAAUUGACCUGGGAGACGUGGAGAAGCCUGCUUGAGUUAAGAAUUUUUGUAAAUGGCAAUGCGAAUAUUUUGUUAUCAGCCUUUUCUAUUCCUGUUCUGAGAGUUGUUUGUUGUAACUUGAACUUGAACUUUAUCUUUUACAAUGGGAGUUGCUAUUUAUUAUCACCAAUAUGCUCUGUUUAAAACAGAGACAUGGGAUGGUUGCUUGUUUUGAUUUAAUUUUAUUUUAUAUUUUUGUUAAGAGUAUCAUUUCAUUUAUUUUGCAUUUGUGGCCAAUGGUCAUUUGACAAAUCAAGCUCUUUAUUCAUUUCAGUUGUAUAUGGAGUACCUGUUGAGUUGUAUUAAGAAAACCACACUGUCUGUGUUUUCUGACAUAAUCCUGUUACCACACCCAUUUUGUCCCUUUAUCA
Syngnathoides biaculeatus (alligator pipefish) is the source of this 6408-nucleotide messenger RNA. RefSeq names its product BCL11 transcription factor A a (gene bcl11aa). The record is from RefSeq and is a predicted model, not a curated record. Lineage: Eukaryota; Metazoa; Chordata; Actinopteri; Syngnathiformes; Syngnathidae. The transcript is spliced from 3 exons. Gene Ontology annotation, biological process: regulation of transcription by RNA polymerase II; negative regulation of dendrite development. Gene Ontology annotation, molecular function: DNA-binding transcription factor activity; RNA polymerase II cis-regulatory region sequence-specific DNA binding. Gene Ontology annotation, cellular component: nucleus. Bases 339 to 3071 code for a protein of 910 amino acids.